Lathyrus oleraceus (garden pea) is the source of this 1708-nucleotide messenger RNA. RefSeq lists its product as uncharacterized. The record is from RefSeq and is a predicted model, not a curated record. Bases 382 to 1518 code for a protein of 378 amino acids. Lineage: Eukaryota; Viridiplantae; Streptophyta; Magnoliopsida; Fabales; Fabaceae. The transcript is spliced from 3 exons.
CUAAGAUUGUCCACCCCUACCCAACACAAAACGUUACUUCAAACCGAACACCGAUCAAUGCAACACGACAAAUAUCUAUUAUACUACGAUACCCAACUCACUAUUUGUUACUCCGUUUUACUUUGUCCUUUUGCAUAACCACUACUAGUUCAUUUUGUUUGAGUCACGCCUCAUGACUGGUCAAAAUCUUUCGUUGUUUCUUUUUGGUACAACGAAUCUGAUCAGAUUUAACUACACUAUCAUGUAUCACCUCACAGAAAGUAAGAAAAAAAUAUCCAUUCUUGAUUUAGUGAGACUCAGUUGGUGAAUUAAGAGAUAGUGAAAGUGUUUUUUAAGUAUAAGGUUUCGGUCUCUGUCACACUCCUGUGGCUUUGUAAUCAAAUGGAACUCCAGAACACAGUGAGUGUCAUAAACAAGGAUUCUUCUUCUUCUUCAGUUUCCUCAAACAAUAUGGGUUCUUUUCCGAGUCCAGGAGCACCGUAUUACAGAGAGAGAACAAGAAGGUAUGAGAACAACAAGGGAUGGAGCUCAGAGAGAGUAUCGAAGCAGACAAGCAGCAGCAGCAGAAGACAUACGAUGUCUGGUUUAACACCAUUCAGUGGUGGAAGAACAAUGCCAUCAAAAUGGGAUGAAGCUGAGAGAUGGAUUUGUAGUCCAGUUUCAGCAUCAUAUGUUGAUAGCAGAAGAAAUUCACAUACACAACAACAACUUCUUCAACAGCGAAGACCUAAGUCAAUAAGUGGCCCAAUUGUUCCUCCUCCUGGAGUGGCUUUUUACUCGAAUUAUUCACCGUCUGCUCAACAACUGAGACAAGGUUUUGUUGUGAGGAAUUUAAUGGUUAGUUCCCCUUUUUCAACAGGAGUGUUGGCACCUGUUGCUGUUUCUGUUCGCCAUUAUGAGGAACAUGAUGGAAAUGAAGAAAGUGAGAGAUCUCUUGUUCCAAGAUAUGACAAAGGUACUCAAAUGAGCCCUACAGAAACAGAGAAUGAUGUAGAUUCAUCUCCGAAAUCUUCUGCCACUUCGGCCAUAGAUCAAGAAGAUUUCCAUUAUCCUAAACUAGAAGUCAGAGAUGUGGAGGUUGACAGUCAAGCUACUGUUAUGAGGGGAUCCAAGAGACAUGGAGUCAAAUUGAACAAAAAUGACUCACUGCAUAGAACAGAAUUGAGACAGAAUAGUGCAGAUGCUCAAGUUUCAUGUUGGGAUAUUGAAGAAUCAACCUUGGACACUUCCAAGUUACGGAGAGAGGAAGCCAAAAUCACUGCUUGGGAGAAUUUGCAGAAAGCAAAAGCUGAAGCUGCAAUGCGGAAACUCGAGAUGAAAUUGGAGAAGAAGAGAUCUUCAACGAUGGAUAAGAUUCUAAAAAAACUGAGAAGGGCGCAGUUGAAAGCAGAAAGUAUGAGAAGCUUAGUACCUGUACAACAGGAACAUCAUGCUUCCAAGAUUUGCAAAGUAUUUUCAUUCCCCAAAUAUGUCCAGAUAAGGUCUCUGAGCAGCUGCUUCAGCAGCCAUUCUCAGUGACACCUAUUCCUUGUACAUGCCAUGAAGUCGUGAGGUUUUUACCAGAUUAUAAAAGAAUACUCUGCAUUGUCUUAAUGCCCAUUGAUGUAAUUGGCAUGUGUUAGAAACCCCAAUACAUCAUUCUUUGUACCUAUAUGUGUUAUUUGUAUAUAUAAAGCACGGUAAUAUAUGUGGACGAACUUUCUUUAAA